Molecule: messenger RNA, 16303 nt
Organism: Stegostoma tigrinum
Lineage: Eukaryota; Metazoa; Chordata; Chondrichthyes; Orectolobiformes; Stegostomatidae
Gene: fat4
Product: FAT atypical cadherin 4
Exons: 18
Coding region: 419-15328 (4969 amino acids)
Biological process (GO): homophilic cell-cell adhesion
Cellular component (GO): cell-cell junction; plasma membrane
Molecular function (GO): calcium ion binding
Source: RefSeq, a predicted model, not a curated record
GACAGCAAGAUCUCGGAGAAUGACCAAAGCGAGUCAUGUCUUUCCUAGUCCCAGAGCGAACGCGGCAGUGCGUUGAAACGGUGUCCAAGCGCCCUCUCUCCCACUAAAGGCUGUGAGUUUAAACACACGGAGGCUGAACAACUGCAUUAAACAAGAAAAAGAGUUGGACUGGGUCAAAACCAAAAACAAAAAGUUCACAAACUUUCGGGGGAAGAAAAAAACAGCUUUUGAGAGUGAGGAGAAAAAAAAUUUAUGAAGAGAAGAGGGCAAAAAGAGAAACAAUUUAAUAUUUGAAAGAAACCUGGAGAGUACCUUUGCUGGAAUUUCGCCCACCACCUCUCAGGCUUCAUUCAGAUUUGAUGCGUUUUGCAGUCGGGGGGUUGAGUUGGAAAGGUGUGCUGCGUUCGCCACUCUCACCAUGGUCUGGUCAGGUAGGGGCCGUAACUUGCUCGCCGUGUUGCUGCUGCUGUUGAGCUUGUGUUGGGACGCCGCGUCGAACCAGCUGCGCCAACUGUUUGAGGUGCAGGAAGAGCGGCCGCCCGGCACGGUGGUCGGUACUAUUCUCACCAAGCCCGAGUUCACUUACCGAUUCAGCGAGCGGCACGCCUUGUUCGCCAUCAACGCCAGCACAGGUGUCAUCUCCACCACCUCGGUGAUCGACCGCGAGUCCCUGCCGGCGGACGUGAUCAACAUUGUGGUGUUGUCCAGCCAGCCCACCUACCCCACCGAGGUGCGCAUCUUAGUGCUGGACAUUAACGACAACACGCCGGUCUUCCCCGAGCCCUCUAUCGUGGUGACCUUCCGAGAGGACGCGAGCGGCGGCCGCCAGGUCAUCCUGGACACUGCGACCGACGCGGAUACCGGCUCCAACGGGGUGGACCACCGCUCCUACCGGAUCGUUCGGGGCAACGAGGAAGGCAAGUUCCGCCUGGACAUCACCGUCAACCCGAGCGGGGAAGGCGCCUUCCUGCACCUGGUGUCCACCGGCGCCCUGGACCGGGAGACGGCGCCUUUCUACCAGCUGCUGGUCGAGGUGGAAGACCGGGGGCUCCCCAAGAGAUUCGGUUAUCUGCAGGUCAAUGUCACGGUGCAGGACACGAAUGACAACCCGCCCAGCUUCUCUCAACCUCACUACCGGGCCAGUGUCUACGAGGACGUGGCCGUAGGCUCCAGUGUCCUGCAAGUGUCGGCCAGCGACCUGGACGAGGGUCUCAACGGGGACGUGAUGUACUCGCUGGACGAGGGCAGCCCGUUCCAGAUCGAGCCCCACACCGGUGUGCUCACCGUACGGGAAAGCCUGGACUACGAGAGCAAGAAGCUGUACUCGCUGGUGAUCCGAGCCCGGGACGGCGGGAGCCCUCCCCUGAGCGGCCGAGCCGAAGCCACGGUGCAGCUGCUGGACGUGAACGACAACGAGCCGGUGGUGAAGUUCCGCUACAUGCCGGCCAGCUCCAAGUUCGCGGCGGUGGACGAGAACGCGCCGGUGGGCACCGUGGUGGCGCUGCUGACGGUCAGCGAUGCCGACUCGUCUGCAAACGGCAACAUCUCGGUGUCCAUCCUGGGCGGGAACGAGCAGCGGCACUUUGCGGUGCAGCGUUCCCCGGUACCGGGGCUUAGCCUCAUCAAGGUGGCGAGCUCCCUGGACCGGGAGCGUAUCCCCUCCUACAAUCUGAGCGUCUCGGUGUCCGACCACGGAGUGCCGCUCGCCCGCAGCUCGCUGGCCAGCUUGCUCAUCUUCGUCAACGAUAUCAACGAUCACGCCCCGGUCUUCGAGCACUCCCUGUACCGGGUGGAGGUCGCCGAGGACGUGCCGGUGGGCAGCUACAUCGGAGGCAUCUCGGCCACCGACGGCGACUCGGGACUCAACGCCCGGCUCCGUUACUCGCUGGUGUCCGGUAACCGUUUGGGCUGGUUCCACCUGAGUGAGGACAGCGGGCUGGUGACCAGCGCUGCCCGGUUGGACCGGGAGACCACCUCCCGGCUCACCCUCAACAUCAGCGCCCAGGACCAGGGCAUCCAGCCCAGAACUUCCUAUACCACCCUCAGCAUCACCAUCCGCGACGUGAACGACCAGGCACCCGCAUUCCCCCGCCGCUCCUACCGCUACUCGGUCCCCGAGAACUCUCCCCCCGGUACCGAGCUGGCCAUCUUCACCGCCCUGGACAAAGACCUGGGAGCCAACGGUACGGUCCGCUUCCUCCUGGACCCCGACAGCCCGGCGCGUUACCGUGACCUCUUCCGACUGGACCCGGUGUCCGGCCGCCUCACCAGUGUCACCGAGCUGGACCGAGAGGAACACGCCGAGUACAACCUGUCGGUGCAGGCCCGGGACAAAGGUAACCCCCCGCUCUCCUCGGCGGUCCAGGUGACCGUCAUCCUGCAGGAUGUCAAUGACAACAGCCCGACCUUCUACCCCGUGCAGUACUUCGCCACCAUCAAAGAGAACGAGCCCCCUGGGACCCACAUCACUACCGUUUCGGCUGCCGACCCGGAUUUAGGCAGGAACGGUACGGUCAGGUACUCCAUCACAGCGGGGGACACGCUUAGCUUCCAGAUUCACCAGCACACCGGGGUAAUCUCCACCAGACUUUCACUGGACAGAGAGCAGAAGACAGCUUACCAGCUCCAGGUAAUUGCCACUGAUGGUGGAAAUCUCCGGUCCCAGAAUCCAGCCAUUGUUACCAUCACUGUCAUUGACACCCAAGACAAUCCACCAUCAUUCAGCCAUAGCAGCUACAGUUUUGUAAUAUUUGAAAAUAUUGCCAUUGGUUCACUUGUUGGCACUGUAUCUGCAUCUACACUUGAUCUUAAUAUCAACAUCACUUACCUUAUUACUUCAGGAGACCAGAAGGGGAUGUUUAUCAUUGGUGAAUCAACGGGUCAAAUUGACACUGCCAGCACCAUAGACAGAGAGGACCAAGCAUUUUACCAGUUAAAAGUUGUUGCAAGUGGUGGCACUGUGACAGGGGAGACUUUGGUGAAUAUCACCGUCAAGGAUCUGAAUGAUAAUUCUCCACGAUUCCCUCAUGCUGUUGAAAAUAUUAAUGCAGUUGAAAACUGGAAUUCGGGACAUGUUAUUUUCCAGGCUGAAGUAGAAGAUCCUGAUGAAGGCAUUAAUGGCAUGGUUUCAUAUUCGUUGCGGCAGAAUCCUAAAGACCUCUUUCACAUUGAUGAGCGAACUGGAAUAGUGACUUUAAAUGGACCACUUGACAUCAAUGCAGGCUCAUAUCAAGUGGAGGCAAUAGCAACUGACAUGGGUGUCCCUCAGCGUUCGUCUAGUUUGAUUUUAACUGUCUAUGUGCAUGAUGUGAAUGAUAACUCACCUGUUUUUGAUCAGCUUUCGUAUGAGGUUACGAUUUCAGAGGCAGAACCUGUGAAUUCUAGGUUCUUCAAAGUCUGGGCUUCUGACAAAGAUUCUGGAGUGAAUGGGGAGAUUACCUAUGAUAUUAUGCAAGGAAACCGAGAAAAGAAGUUUGGCAUUUUUCCUGAUGGACACUUGUAUAUUAAGACGGAAUUGGAUCGUGAAUCUCAAAGCCAUUAUAUCUUGCUGGUUGUUGCUACAGACAGAGCAGUGGAGCCUCUGAGUGCAACUGUGAAUGUGACAAUAAUACUAGAAGAUGUAAAUGAUAAUAGACCUUUAUUCAACAGCACAAAUUAUGUCUUCCAUUUUGAGGAGGAGCAGAAAGCUGGCUCAGUAGUUGGUUUUGUCAAUGCUGUAGACAAUGAUUUUGGAUUUAAUGGUGAAGUGAAAUAUACUCUUGAAACAGCCCAACUUGACUUUGACCUUAAUGCAGUCACUGGGGAAAUUACAAGUAUACACAAAUUUGACAGGGAGGCUUUAAUGAGGCAAAGAGGGGCUGCAGUCUUCACCUUUACAGUAAUUGCAUCAGACCAAGGAUUACCAAAACCUCUCCAGGACCAUGCUACUGUUCAGAUUUACAUCAAAGAUAUAAAUGAUAAUGUACCCAGAUUCACUAAAGACAUAUAUCAGGCCACAAUAUCGGAAUCAGCUGGAAAUCUAACGCAAGUACUUCGUGUCAGUGCUUCAGAUGUUGAUGAGGGAAGUAAUGCUUUGGUCAAUUUCUAUAUCAUUGAAGGGAAUGAAGAAGAACAAUUUACAAUUCAAAGUACCACAGGACAGGUGACAUUGGUAGGAAAGCUGGACCAUGAAGCUACAGCUUCCUACUCUUUGACUCUCCGUGCAGUGGACUUGGGCACUAUACCUUUAAGUUCCACAUGUGCCUUAGUUAUCAUGGUGCUGGAUGAAAAUGACAACACUCCCUCAUUUCCUAAAUCUGUGAUGUAUAUUGAUGCAUUAGAAAAUAUGCGAGUUGGAGAGCUCAUAGAAUCUGCAACUGCUACUGAUUCAGAUUCAGGGGACAAUGCUGAGAUCCAUUACAGCAUUACAGGAAGUAACAACCAUGGAACAUUUAGCAUUAGUCAUAAUACCGGUAGUAUCUUCCUUGCCAAAAAAAUGGACUUUGAAACCCAAUCUGUCUACCAUUUGAACAUAACAGCUAAAGAUAAUGGAAGGCCAUCAAGGUCCUCAACAAUGUCUGUCGUGAUCCAAGUUAGAGAUUUUAAUGAUAAUCCACCAAGGUUUCCGCCUGGUGAUAUUUUUAAGUCUAUUGUGGAAAAUAUUCCUAUUGGUACAUCUGUACUGACAGUAACUGCUCAAGACCCUGAUGCUGAUAUUAAUGGAGAAUUACAGUAUUGUAUAGCCCAGCAAAUACCGAGGGGAAACCAUUUUGUAAUCAGUGCUUCUGAUGGGACAUUGCGGACCAACGCAGAGAUUGACCGUGAAUUUUCCAAUCUAUUUGAACUUACCGUUAAAGCCAUUGAUCAGGCAGUUCCAUUAGAUUUCAGACGUUUUGCUUUAAAGAAUAUCACUAUAUUAGUGACAGACCAGAAUGAUAAUGCCCCUGUAUUUGUAUCACAAAAUGCUCUAGUUGCUGAUAGUGCUCUCGUAAUGGGUUCAAUUCUCACGACUAUCACGGCUGUAGACCUCGAUGAAGGGCCAAAUGGAGAGGUUGAGUAUGAACUAGUUAGUGGUGAUAGUGACACCUUCAUGAUGGAUCGAUAUAAUGGAGAUAUUAGAGUUAUCGCACCAUUACUUCCUUCUAGACUCACAUACCAUCUUGUUGUGUCAGCUUCAGACUUUGGACCAGAGAAAAGAACAACCAGCACUGAGCUGACUGUUAUUCUUCAGGGUGUAGAUGGACCUGUCUUUACUCAGCCAAAGUACAUCACCAUUUUACGUGAAGGAGAGCCUGUGGGUACCAGUGUGAUCUCUUUAGAGGCAGCAAACCCAAGAGAUUCUUCAGCAUUACUGGAGUAUUACAUAGUUUCAGUUCGCUGUGGGGGAAAAUCGGUGGGACGGCUUUUCACAAUAGGGCACCGAAGUGGUGUCGUUCAAACUGCUGCCGUGUUGGAUCGAGAGCGAGGUCCAAAUCUGUACCUUGUGGAUGUUUAUGCUGUAGAAAAAUCUUCAAGCUUUCCUAGAACACAGAAAGCAGAGGUGGAAAUAACACUACAGGAUAUUAAUGACAACCCUCCUGUAUUUCCCACUGAUGCAAUGGAUGUCAUUAUUGAAGAAAACAUUGGAGAUGGUUUUCGAAUAUUACAACUGUCAGCUACAGACGCAGAUGAGGGUCCAAAUGCCCUUGUGACGUAUACAAUUAUUAGUGGAGCAGACAACAGUUUUCGUAUUGAUCCAGAAUCUGGAGAUCUUCUAGCCACUAAGCGGUUGGACCGAGAGCGCCGUUCCAAGUAUUCUUUGCUGGUGCGGGCUGAUGAUGGGCUGCAAUCCUCAGAUAUGCGAAUUAACAUCACCGUCAGUGACGUUAACGAUCACACACCAAAAUUCUCCAGAGAUGUUUAUUCAUUUGACAUACCAGAGGACACUGCACCAGGGUCAAUUGUAGCAGCCACUUUGGCCAGUGAUGCAGAUUCUGGCACUAAUGGGGAAAUCACAUACACGGUAGAUGAGGAUGAUCAAGAUGGGGUGUUUUUCCUCAAUUCUGUGACUGGUGUUUUCAAUCUGACGCAAACCCUGGAUUAUGAGAAGCAACCAUAUUACAUUCUUACUGUUCGAGCAGAAGAUGGUGGAGGACAGUCCAGCACAGUCAGAGUUUACUUCAAUGUACUGGAUGUGAAUGAUAAUCCUCCCAUUUUCAAUCCGUCCACCUACAGCACUACAGUGAUGGAAAAUCUUCCCCCUGGAGUAAGCAUUCUAACCGUAAAAGCAACUGAUGCAGAUGAUGGACUCCAUUCUCAAUUAGCAUACAACAUUGCAUCAGGAGAUUCACAGCAACAUUUUGACAUCAAUAAUAAUGGUGUUCUAAGUAUUAAGCAACAGCUCGAUCGGGAAAGCCAGUCAUUCUACAACCUGCUGAUUAGGGCUCACGAUUUAUCUACUGUCCCAGCAAGUAGGCUUACAAGCACGGUGCAAGUGUCUGUGAUUCUGUUGGAUGUCAAUGACAGCCCUCCGAGGUUUAUUUCAUCUAAGAUGGCUUACAUGCAGGAAAACUCUCCAACGAACACAAUCGUCUAUAAAGCUCAAGCCACUGAUCCUGACAGUGGACCAAACAGUUACGUUGAGUACACGCUACUAAGCCAUGCAGGAAACAAGUUCAGCAUUGGCAUAAUAGAUGGAGAAGUACGACUGACUGGUGAACUUGACAGGGAAGACGUAUCGAAUUAUACAUUGACUGUGAUUGCUACAGACAAGGGCGAGCCUCCACUCACCUCGACAAUGGACGUUACUGUGAUUGUGCUUGAUGUAAAUGAUAACCCUCCUGUCUUUCAGCAACUUCUCUAUGAAGUUGAGAUUAGUGAAGAUAUACUUAGCGGUGUUGACCUCAUCCAAGUUACUGCAGCUGAUUUAGACGAAGGAGCUAAUUGUCAGAUUCGCUAUCACAUCGCCCGUGGCAAUUUAAACAAUGAUUUUCGAAUUGACUCUGUUACGGGUGUAGUGUCAGUAGCCAAGCAACUUGAUCGGGAAACAACACCCUCGUAUAAUCUGGUUGUCCAAGCAACUGAUCGUGGGAGCAGCCCCCAAUCUGCAACAGCUGUAGUAAACAUUAAUCUUACAGACAUGAAUGACUUUCUACCAAUUUUUGAACUAUCGCCUUACAGUGUGCAUGUGCAGGAGGGUAUACAGAGUCUGCCGAUGUCUAUCCUGCAGGUUGUAGCUCGGGAUGAUGACCAAGGGCUAAACAGUCAGCUGAUGUACACCAUUAUUGGUGGGAAUGACAAAGGAGCUUUUACCCUGACACCCAAUGGGCAGCUAAGUCUGGUCAUGAACCUGGAUCGUGAAACGACAGCACAGUUUGUCCUCACUAUUAUCGCUACAGAUGCAGGAUCUCCAGUUCUUACUGGCACAGGCACUAUCAUCUUGAUUGUUGAUGAUAUCAAUGACAAUAUUCCAGCGUUUGCUUUCAAAACUUACCAUGCCAUAAUCGCUGAAGAUGUUCCAACAGGGACUGAUGCCUUACUUGUAAACGCCACUGAUGUUGAUGAAGGUUCAAAUGCAGUUAUUAGCUACAGCCUGGUUGGUGGCAACUCCCAAUUUUCCAUUAAUCCAUCUACUGGACAAAUUAUCACAAGUGCUCUGCUGAACAGAGAAAGCAAAGAAACAUACAGUCUUGUGGUGGUAGCUACCGAUGGAGGCAUACCUCAAGCCAUGUCCAGUUCAGCCACUGUGUUUAUUACAAUUUCAGACAUCAAUGACAACCCUCCGAAAUUUCGUCACUUCCCAUAUGUUACUCAUAUCCCAUCACCAACAAAUGCAGGUUCAUUUGUGUUUGCCGUGACAGUUUCAGAUGACGAUGAAGGCCCCAAUGCAGAACUCCAAUAUUCCUUGACAGGAAGAAAUGCAGAAAGAUUCCAAAUUGAUCCAAGUCGUGGUGCUAUCAUGGCUGCACAGAAGUUAACUGGAGGCACUGACAUAACAAUUACUGUCAAUGUUAAAGACAGAGGAAUGUAUCCAAUGUCAGACUCCACCACUGUGACAGUAAGAUUUGGAAACGAAGCUGAUUUUCCUCAAAUAAAUGCAGGUCAACAGUCUUUUACUUUCCCAGAAGACCAGAAGAUUGAUACCUACAUUACAACAGUGUCAGCUUCUUCAAAAAGAAGCCCUAUAAGAGGGUCAUUAUCUUACUAUAUUGCCAGUGGUAACCUUGGUGAUGUCUUCCACAUUGAUCAACUUACAGGGAAACUUGUUCUCAAAAAGUCAUUAGAUUUUGAAGCUGUUCAGAAGUAUGUUCUGUGGAUUGAAGCCAGAGAUAUGGGGUACCCUCCCUAUUCUUCCUAUAAGCAAUUGAAUAUCACUGUACUAGAUGUCAAUGACAACGCACCAGUUUUUAAACAGAAUCCUUUCAUAGCUAAUGUAAUGGAGAAUACCUUCUCACACAAAAUAAUCACUGUUGUAGCAGAAGAUAAGGACAGUGGUCCCAGUGGUCAAAUAGAGUAUACUAUACUGGAUGGUAACAGAGGCAAUAAUUUCAAUAUCAACAGAGAAACUGGGGAGAUCAGAAAUACCAAACGUUUGGAUAGAGAAAAGGAGGCCCAGUAUACCUUAACUGUACAGGCAACAGAUAAAGGACCUUCCUCAAGUAGCUCUGUCUGUCAUGUCAUUGUCAACGUCCUGGAUGAAAAUGACAAUGCCCCAAGAUUCUCACAGAUAUUUAGUGCUCAGGUGUCUGAAAAUGCUGCUAUUGGCUACACUGUGACACGUGUUACAACUUCAGAUGAGGACACUGGAGUGAAUGCUGUUAGUCAGUACUCCAUACGAGAUGUAAGUCUUCCCUUCUCAAUAAAUGCAAAGACCGGAGAUAUCACAGUUAGCAGGCCUCUGAAUCGGGAGGACGUGGAGCGCUACACAGUCAAAGUUUAUGCCCAUGAUUCUGGGUGGACAGUGAAUACAGACAUUACUGUUUUUGUGACAGAUGUAAAUGAUAAUGCCCCACGAUUUACUCAACCCUCGUACUAUCUUGAUUACCCAGAACUCACUGAGAUUGGGUCCAGUGUUACUAAGGUAGUAGCUACAGAUCCUGACAAUGGCCUUAAUGGUCAAGUGUUUUACUUCAUAAAAUCACAGUCAGAAUUCUUCCGAAUAAAUUCCAGCACAGGAGAGGUCUAUACCAAACAAUACACAAAAUAUCAUAAUUCCUCAGGUUCUAACAAUCUGAAUAUAAACAGGCAUAGUUUUAUUAUAACAGCCUCAGACAGAGGUAGAAUUCCCUUGAUGAGUGAAACUACAGUCAUUAUCAACAUUGUGGACAGUAAUGACAAUGCACCACAGUUUGAAUCUGAAAACUAUUUUACUCCUGUUACUAAGAAUGUCAAGGUUGGUACAAGAUUAAUCAAAGUCACUGCAGUGGAUGAUAAGGAUUACAACUUAAAUUCAGAAAUAGAGUACCACGUUACUGGUGGAAACAGUUCAAAUCAAUUCACACUGAACAAGAAUAAUGGUUGGGUUUCCGUUGCUUCCACUCUGAGAGCCAAUGUGAAUAAAGUGUUUUUAAUCAUAAUCACAGCAAUGGAUAAAGGCAAUCCCCCACUGAGUGCAACAUCCACUGUUCGUAUUUUGGUAACUGAAGAGAACUUGCACACGCCUCAAUUCUCUCAGAGCCACAUUAGCAUCAUAGUUCCUGAAAGCCUUGCCAUUGGAACAGUAAUCAGAACUGUUUCAGCCAGAGAUAAAGAUGCUGAUAUGAAUGGGUUAAUCAGAUAUAACAUUUCUAAAGGAAAUGAUGCUAAAUUGUUCUCUAUUAUUAAUACAACGGGUGCAAUAUCUCUAGCUGGCCACUUGGACUAUGAGACUCAACAAAUGCAUGAACUGACCAUAAGUGCUGAAGAUGGAGGUUGGGUGAAAAGAGCUGGCUACCUAAGUGUGACCAUUCACAUCACUGAUUCAAAUGAUAAUUCGCCACUGUUCAACCCGGAUGAGUAUUUUCCAACUAUAUCAGAAAAUGCCCCAAGUGGUACCACUGUUGUUCAGUUGAAUGCUACGGAUGCAGAUUCUGGAGCUAAUGCUGUAAUAGCUUAUGCAAUUGAGACGAGUGACAGUGACCUUUUUGUCAUUGAUCCAAACACUGGAGUCAUCACAACUCAAGGAUUUUUAGACUUUGAAGUAAAACAGACUUAUCACACGUAUGUGAAAGCCUUUAAUGUCCCAGAUGAAGACCACUUUAGCUUUGCCAAUGUUUAUGUGCAGCUCAGUGGUGUAAAUGAGUAUGUUCCACGUUUCGUGUCCAGACAGUAUAGCUUUGAGGUUUCAGAGGCAGCUUCAAAAGGUACCACUGUUGGUGAAGUAUUUGCCAGUGAUCGAGACCUUGGGAAUGAUGGAGUUGUCACCUACCUCCUUGUUGGUAAAAGCAGAAGCAAAGGAUUAAGAAUUGAUAAAAAUACCGGACAAAUUUAUGUAUCUGGGCAACUUGAUCGGGAAAAGGAAGAGAAAAUUUCCUUGAGGGUUCUGGCUAAGAAUGCUGGAAGUAUCCGUGGAUUUGAUGUUGAUGAAGUCUUUGUAAAUAUUACUAUACUGGAUGCCAAUGAUCCUCCCGUUUUCACAUCUGAGGAGUACAAUGUGCAGAUUAAUGAGGGAGCAGCACCUGGGUCUCAUGUCAUUUUCGUAAGUGCCUUUGAUUCUGACUCGGUUCCCAGUUGGAGCAGAUUCACUUACCAUAUCGGAUCAGGAAAUGAAAAGGGUGCCUUUUCUAUUGAUUCUCAGACUGGGCAGGUUUCAGUGGCGGCAGAACUGGAUCGUGAGUCCGUACCCAUAUAUAACCUCUCCAUAUUAGCUGUUGAUUCAGGAGUGCCUUCAGCCACAGGUAGCACCUAUUUACUUGUCAACCUGGAGGAUAUUAAUGACAAUGGGCCUACUUUAAUAUCUACAACUGGAGAAGUUGUGGAGAACCAACGUGCAGGGGCUGUUGUGAUGACACUAAAUGCCACUGAUCCAGACCUUCCACCAAACCAAGGUCCUUUCACUUACCAUUUGCUCAGCACAGGCCCUGCUACCAGCUACUUCAGUUUAAGCUCAGGGGGUAUCCUCACAACAACCAGAGAAAUUGACAGGGAGCAGAUCAGUGAUUUCCACUUGUCAGUGGUCACACGAGAUUCUGGCACUCCACAGAUGUCUUCCAUAAGUACUGUACAUGUUGUAAUAAAUGAUCAGAAUGACAACCCAUCUGAGCCCAGAACAGUGGAGAUAUUUGUUCACUAUUUUGGAAACCUGUUUCCUGGUGGAGCCUUGGCGAGUGUGAAGCCCCAAGAUCCAGAUAUAUUGGACACUUUCCAGUGCACUCUGACUAUGGGGUCUACCACUCUUUUUAACAUCCCAGUAGGUACUUGCAAUCUAAAUUCCCAGCCAAGGUCAACAGAUGGAACUUUUGAUCUAAUUGUGCGUAGUAGUGAUGGAUUGCACAGUGCAGUCAACAACAAUGUCCAUGUAUUCUUCAUGGGAUUCAAUAAUGCCACUAUAGACAAUAGUGUCCUCCUUUCGCUAAAUAUUGCAACAGUGAAAGAUUUUCUGACCAACCAUUACCUUCACUUCCUACGGAUUGUUAACUCUCAACUGUCACAAAUGGGAACUGCAGUACAGAUCUAUGGGUUUUAUGAACAGGAUGAAAAAACAUAUAUAAUGGCAGCUGUGAAACGAUUUAGCAAUCAGUAUGUAAGUCCCAGUGGGGUAGCCACUUUUUUUGAAAGCAUUAAGGAAACAUUAUUCAGACAGAGUGGAGUACGAAUCGAUUCCGUGGACCAUGACCCUUGCACUACCGAGCCAUGUCAGAAUGGUGGAAGCUGUGUGAAGAGACUUGCUGUAAGUCCAUCAUUACAAAGCGAGGAAAGUGUCCCAGUGAUCAUUGUGGCCAACACAGCUCUCAAACCAUUCAUCUGUCGAUGUCUACCAGGAUACUCUGGACAUGCCUGUGAAACUGACAUAGAUGAGUGCCUUCCAUCCCCUUGCCACAAUGGUGGAACCUGCCAUAAUUUAUUAAGUAGAUUUUCGUGCACCUGCCUGGAAGGGUUUAUGGGCACUGCUUGUGAAAGGGACAUUAAUGAAUGUCAGUCGAAUCCCUGCAAAAAUGAUGGAACUUGCCAGAAUUUCCCAGGAGGUUUUAGCUGUACAUGUAAAGCUGGAUAUACAGGUAAAACAUGUGAUUCUACUAUUAACUACUGUGAAUGCAACCCAUGUUUUAAUGGAGGAACCUGCCAGAGUCAAGCUGCUGGUUAUUACUGCCACUGUCCAUUUGGUGUCUUUGGGAAGCACUGUGAACUGAAUAGUUAUGGAUUUGAAGAACUGUCUUACAUGGAAUUCCCUAGUCUGGACCCAAACAACAAUUACAUCUAUAUCAAAUUUUCCACUAUUAAAGAAAACUCUUUGUUAAUGUAUAACUACGACAAUCAGACAGGAAACAAGGCUGAGUUCCUAGCUCUCGAGAUUGUGGAAGGCAAGAUGAAAUUCUCAUUCAACCUGGGGAACGGAGCACACAGACUGAUGACGACUAAGAAGGUCUCUGAUGGACAGUUUCACACUGUGGUUGCUAGAAGGGCUGGACUGGUGGCAUCUCUCACUGUAGACUCAUGUUCUGAAGAUCAGGAUGCCGGUUACUGCACAGCAACCAGCUUGACUUCAGCAACUGAUUGGACCUUAGAAGUGCAGCCCAACAGAUUAACAGUGGGCGGAAUCAGAUCCGUAGAACCGAUUCUUCAAAGGAAAGGACAGGUGGUCACCCAUGACUUUGUUGGAUGUGUGAUGGAAUUUGCUGUUAAUGGUCGCCCAUUGGAACCCAGUCAAGCUCUGGCAAGCCAUGGAAUUCUUGACAGGUGCAUCCGAUUAGAAGGAGCUUGUCUAAACAGUCCCUGCCAACAUGACAGCUCAUGCAUGGAUUAUUGGUCAUGGCAGCAAUGUAACUGCAAGCAUGGAUUUACAGGAAAAUAUUGUGAAAAAUUGAUCAACGUGGACACCGCAUUGUCACUGGAUGGUAGAGGACGCCUGGACUAUUCAAUUAAUCAAAAUAAGAAGCGAGACUAUUUAGUAAAGCAGAGUUUGAAAGGGCAACCUCCAGAUUCUGUAAGUGCCAGCAGCCUGGACAUAAAGUUCAGAACAAGAAGCAAAAAUGGCAUUUUAAUUCAUGUCCAGGAAAACAGUAAUUAUACUACUGUGAAGGUGAAAAAUGGGAAAGUACAUUAUACCUCUGAUGCUGGUGUUGGUGGUAAGGUAGAAAGGAACAUCCCAGAGAUUUCUGUUUCAGAUGGCCAGUGGCAUACUAUUGUGAUUCAGAAAAAUGGAUCCAUUACCACCUUUUCAGUUGACAGGAUACGUACUAAAGAAAUACUUCAUAACACCCAGGAUUUUGGAGGAUUGAAUGUCCUCAUGGUUUCCCUUGGAGGCAUACCUCCGGGUCUGAAUUACCAAAGCACUGAUCCAGAUUUUGAUGGCUGCAUCUCUUAUGUGACAUAUAAUGGAGAAACACUGCCCUUCACUGGAAAGCACAGGGAUGUUACAAUAUUGAAAAGUGAUCCUUCUGUUAAGAUAGGAUGUAGAGGUCCUAAUGUAUGUGCAAGUGACCCGUGCUCAAGUGGACUGAUGUGCGUGAACCAAUGGUAUGCAUAUGAUUGCGUCCUACCUGGAGAAUGUGCUUCCAGUCCUUGUCAGAAUGGAGGGAGCUGUGAGCCUCUUUCAAAAUCUGGAUUUGCCUGCACGUGCCCUGAACUCUAUACUGGAGAAACAUGCGAGACAGUGGUGGCAUGUGUUGGUGUUCAGUGUCCCCCAGGAACUAUUUGCAGAGCUGGAGUAGAUAAAGGAUACACCUGCAGUGCUAAACCACAAGCUGAGGAGCUUUCUUUGCCACUCUGGGCAGUCCCUGCGAUAGUAGGCAGCUGUGCCACAUUCCUUGCUCUCAUUGUACUUGGUCUGAUUGUGUGUAACCAGUGUCGAGGCAAAAAGGCAAACGUUCAAAAGGAUGGGAAGACGAAGAAAAAGAAAGAGAAAAAGAAAAAAGGUAGUGAGAAUGAAGGUUUUGAUGACCCAGAUAAUCUCCCUCCGUAUGAUGAGGAGCUGACUGUGAGAAAGCAGCCUGAAGGAGUUCCAAAACCUGAUAUAAUUGAGAGGGAAAAUCCAUACUUGAUCUUCGAUGAGACAGACAUCCCACACACAACAGAUACAUUACCAAGUGGGCAGCCCUGCAUAGGGCCUGAAACAGAACUUGAGCAUUAUGACAUAGAAAAUGCCAGCAGUAUUGCCCCUUCAGAUGCAGACAUUAUACAACACUAUAAGCAUUUUCGUAGUCAUACCCCUAAAUUUUCCAUCCAAAGGCACAGUCCACUUGGGUUUGCCCGACAAUCUCCUCUCCCACUAGGAGCAAGUAGUUUAAGCUAUCAACCUUCCUAUAAUCAAGGAUUGAGAACAGCCACACUGAGUCAUAGUACAUGCCAAAAUCCUAACCCGUUGUCUCGGCACAGCCCUGCACCAUUCUCAAAACCAGGAAGUUUCUACCGUAAUAGCCCAGCAAGAGACUUGCACCUAGCAAGAAGGGAAGGAAGCCCUAAUGAUAUACAUUCUGAUGUUUGCCAGCCUGGUAUUUUUAAUUAUGCUUCACGACUAGGAAGGAGGAGCAAAAGUCCCCAGACCAUGACAAGCCAUAGUCAUGGUUCAAGGCCUGGCAGCCGCCUAAAACAGCCUAUUGAGCAGAUUCCUCUGGAGACCACACCACCUGUAGGAUUGUCCAUCGAGGAGGUUGAAAGACUCAAUACCCCUCGCCCUAGAAACCCAAGUAUCUGUAGUGCAGAUCAUGGACGGUCAUCCUCAGAUGACGACUGUAGAAGACCUCUUUCCAGAAUGAGAAACCCAGCUGAUGGUACGCCUGCCCCAGAAUCAUCUUCAGACAGUGACUCACAUGAGUCCUUCACCUGCUCUGAGUUUGAGUAUGACAGGGACAAGCCUGCAGUCUACACUUCACGAAUGCCAAAACUGUCUCAAGUCAAUGAAUCUGACGCAGAUGAUGAAGACAAUUAUGGCGGCAAAUUGAAGCCACGGAGAUAUCAUGGUCGUAGGGCAGAAGGAAAUUCUACAGUCCUGCAGGCAAGUAAUGAAGACUAUAAGACACAACCCAAGCUUGGACCACACGGAGCUGUGACAGGAGCAUUUAACUGGGACAGUCUAUUAAAUUGGGGACCUGGUUUUGGGAAUUAUGUGGAUGUUUUCAAAGAUCUUGCAUCACUUCCCGAAAAUGUAUCAACAGAGGCAAAAGAAGAAGCAUUAAACACUGUUGCACAAAGUGCAGCUACAUCUAAUGAUGCAGAAGCAGAAGAAUAUGUAUAGAUAUAAUUUAUAUAGACUGUUAACUUUAAUACAUUAAUAUCUGCAAUUCACUGUCAAUGAGAAGCUAUGUAAUGGAACCCUUUCAAAAUCAUGUCCUCGUCUCAUCAACCUUUGCCAGAUGCUAUGUCUCAUUUUUUUGCUAAUGAAGCAUUUUGGUCUGAGAUGAACAUUGUCUUUCAGGGUUCCACUGCAUCUCCAGCACACGAAGAACAAUUGCAUUAAAAGCACAUAAGGAUCACAGUGAUGUUUGUGUUCCGCAGUUGCGGAAUAUUUUUCCUGACUUUUCCUUUCAGAACUGAAAACAUAUGUGUUUGAUCUGUUUGAGCACAGUGUGUUUAAUAUUAAGCCACUGGCACUAAAACAGCACACAAGUUGGCUAGCAAUUGAAACAGUUGUGCCAAUGUUGGGAAGAGUGCUUCAGAACUGCCUUGGUAUAGAUUUCUCUCUCCCUCCCGUCUCCUUCCACUAUACAUUAGUCUGACUUCUCAUUGGGUGCAGUUUAUUCUGUCAUAAAAUAAAUAUAUCAGCACCCAGUAGAACUAUGUGAACUGUUCAGUCUAGCAUUGGAGAAAGAUUCAUUUUAUUGUUUUUAACAUUAGGAAUUAUUGUUCUCACUUCCUUAAAAAGCAAUGCUCCCCUCCAUUGUUUGAUAUGGGGCCAAUAUGAGGGAAAACUUGAAAAAUUCUUGUUUGGCAUAGAGCUAGCCUUCAAAAUUUUGGUGCAAACUUUAAAUUCUAUUCUAUGUCCUAUUUUCAGGCUUCUUACUUUUAUACCAUUUUAGUACCCUGUAACUUUAAAAAAAAACAGCUCUGUUUGUUACUGAUGAUAUUUUCUUACAAAGUUCAAAGAAAAAUGAUUCGUGUUUCUUACUUUCAGGGAAGGUAAGAUUGAAUACUUUUUGCAUUUGUUACUUAUGUAACACCAGUAUUUUUUUCAUUUUUGAUAUAAGUGUAACAUACUGUAUCCUUUGUACAC